Messenger RNA from Juglans microcarpa x Juglans regia, 4944 nucleotides. RefSeq names its product mediator of RNA polymerase II transcription subunit 33A-like. NCBI's taxonomy places the organism in Eukaryota, Viridiplantae, Streptophyta, Magnoliopsida, Fagales, Juglandaceae. Gene Ontology annotation, biological process: regulation of phenylpropanoid metabolic process. Gene Ontology annotation, cellular component: mediator complex. The record is from RefSeq and is a predicted model, not a curated record. Bases 1391 to 4660 code for a protein of 1089 amino acids. The transcript is spliced from 10 exons.
UCCUUUCCUCCCUGUGAGCUAUCUUUGAUGUUAUUAGAAGUAAAUCAUGCAUUCUUUUCUAAAUAAUUGAUGGUGCAUGUUGCUAUGAUAGUGCAUAUUAUUAAUCAUCAUAUUGCUAUUCUUAGCCAAACUUUGAUCUGAUUUUGAGUGGAAUUAUCAUUUUAUUGAUGAUGUGUAACCUCACCAAGUGAGGGCUCUUUGAACCAACCAUAGGGAGAAAAUCCCGGAUACAUGACCCUACCGAACCAUGUAAUAGGAAACCCAGGGGAGCUCCUAGUGCGGAAUCAAAUUCAGGAUGUCUCGACUCUUAUGCCUAUAACUCAUCCCAGGCCUGCCCUUUGACCACCAGGCUGCACUCUUAUGGGUGGAAUAAUUUUUAUUUCUCGACAUAUAUGUCUGUGAUCAGUCUGGGAAAUGUCUUGCAAAAGUUUGGAUUACUUAGGUUGAAUCCACUAAUUGAUGGAUAUUGUCUUUGAAGGAAUUGUUUUUUCUCUAGCAGUAGACCAUGCCCUUUUUCAUGUUUUUGGCAUUAAAAGAAAUUCUUUUGCCUGUAAUUUUCCUAUCUCAGGUUGAAUGCUUAUGAAUAAUGCAUGAAUUCAAUUUUGUGUGAACUCAAACUGAAAUGAUGUUCUCCUUGAUGAUUCUUGAGUUUUUUCUUUAUUUUUGUUGUCGAUAAGGGUGGUACUUUUUCUUCUAUAGCGACCUAGAUAGGUCUUAUCUCUUGUUUACCUUCUUGUGUACUUGGGCUAUGCCGAUCCUUAUUAAUACUACCAUUUACUUAUAAAAAAAAAAGGGUGGUAAUUUUUAUCCUCUUGUCUUCAGCAUAAGGAUGAGGGGAUUCUUUGAUAAUCGAAGCAAGCUUCUUUUUCUAUGAUGAUCCUUACUAAGAAUUGGAUCUAACAACAUAAUUUCUAUAUUGGGGGCGGGAGGGAGGAGAGACGGUUGACAGAUUGAACCAAUGUCUAAAAAGUAGCAAGUCAAGAGAGAGGCCAGUGGCUAUUCUAUCAUACACUUAAUAAGAGAUGGGGAGUCAGAAGGGAGAAGAUAUUUUCUCUCUUUCACUUUGACCAUGUUAUUUGCAGUUGUAUGGGCAAUUAGGGGCAUAUGAAAUACAUUUUCAAUUGUAUGUUUGGCUUGUUGUUUAACUGCAUAUAUGUAUGAUGCUAUCCUACUCUUUUUUUUUGAUAAGUAAGAAAAUUUAUUAAUUCACAUAAUUAGGCAUAGCCCAAGUACACAGGAAGUAUACAAGAGAAAACACCUAAUUACAAAACAAAAGCUGGAAAAUCUGCACUAAAGUCGUUAAGACUAGUCCCCUCCAAUACAAUAACCGAAGCCCAAAGCAACAACGUAUGAAAGGAAAAACCUCUAAUCCCUCCCAAAGCAACAAUGUAUGCUAUCCUACUCUCAAGUGGUUAGGCCUGUGAAUUUCAAUGGCCUCCUACAGAGGCUCCAGUUUCUUGAAGCUAGUGAAUUGGUAUCCCCACAUCUGAAUUCAGCAAAUCAAUUAUUGGCAAAAUUAUCUGCCAACAUCCAGAGAGUGAUGGGCUUUGAGUACCAGUUAAACAGGAGCCAGCUUAUUGGAUCGCUUCUUGAUAUUGCGUCAUGUAAGCCAAUGUCUUGCUUCCACUCUCAAUUUGGUCAGUCUGCUUGUUGGGCUCCUUUUGAUAUUUACAUGGAGAAUGCAAUGGAUGGGAAACAACUCCCUAUCAAAUCUGCUGUUGAUGUACUUACAGAGACAAUUAAGACGCUCCAAGCAUUUAACCAGGCAAGCUGGCAAGAGACCUUCUUGGCACUCUGGCUUUCAGCCCUUCGGCUUGUACAACGAGAACGUGAUCCUCCAGAAGGUCCAAUUCCACGUCUUGAGGCUCGUCUUUGUGUCCUUUUGUCUAUUGUCCCUUUGGCAAUCACUAAUGUUUUGGAGGAUGAGGCAAAGUUGCGUCACUCUUCUAUUGCAGGAGCUACUUUUACUGGAUCUGUUGAGUCUGGGUAUGGACAUAAAAUGAAUGGAAAGGGCUGUGCGUCAAGGAAAGAUGGACUGAUUUCCUCUCUUCAGAUCCUUGGACACUUUUCUGGCCUCCUAUGCCCUCCUUUAUUGGUCACUGAUGCAGCUAAUACUGCAGCUAGAAAAGCAGCUAGUUUCAUUACUAAUGCCAAGAAUCAAAGGGACAUUAUACGUGGAGGCAGUCUUGUUGAUGCUUCUAUAAAAGCAGGAGGCAACAUGAGACACCUCAUAGUGGAAGCUUGCAUUGCAAGAAAUUUAAUUGACACGUCAGCAUAUAUUUGGCCCGGUUAUGUGUCUGCGCCAAUAAGCUCAUUGUCAGAUUCAUCAUCACAUGACAAAUCUCCUUGGUUAAUGUUUAUGGAAGGAGCGCCAUUAAAUGGCUCUCUAAUAGAUUACCUUAUCAUGAAUCCUGCUUCUAGUUUAGCAGAGAUAGAGAAGUUAUUUAGUAUAGCAUUAAAUGGGUCAGAGGAGGAGAAGUCAGCAGCGGCAAAGAUUCUAUGUGGUGCAUCACUUUCUCGUGGAUGGAACAUUCAGGAACAUGUGGUGCGGUUUGUGGUCAAGCUUCUUUCUCCUCCAAUUCCUCCUAGUCAUACUGGACCAGGGAGUCACUUAGUUGAUUAUAUGUCCAUGUUAUGUGCUCUUCUUUUUGGAGCUUCCUCUAUUGAUACUGUUCAUAUUCUUUCUUUGCAUGGUGCGGUCCCUGAAGUUGCUGCUUCAUUAAUGCCACUUUGUGAGGUCUUUGGGUCACUAAAACCUGCAUCAAGGAACAAAUCAAGCAAGGAUGAUGAGCCCUCAAUUUACAUGGUUUUUUCUUUUGCAUUUCUGUAUCUUCUUCGUCUGUGGAAAUUCUACAGGCCCCCUCUUGAGCAAUGCAUUUCAGAGCGAGGGGUAGCAGUUCGAGGUGAGCUCACUUUGGAGUAUCUUCUGUUAUUACGCAAUCGCAGCAUUUCCUCUUGUCAGGUUGAAACAUACAGCAAUCCAAACCAGUCUGAGCCAGCAUCAGGAAAACCUAUAUAUAUUGAUUCUUAUCCAAGAUUACGAGCAUGGUAUUGUCAAAACAAAUCUUGUAUAGCCUCCACACUUGCUGGCCUCUCUAGUGGAAAUCCUGUUCACCAAGUUGCUAAUAAGAUCUUAAGUAUGAUUUACUGGAAAAUGACAAAAAGUGCUGCCUCAUCCGGUAACUCUUCAACACCAAAUAGCAGCAGUGCAUGUGGAUCUCCCGGAAGUACUGGAGAAGAUGCUUAUCAGAGGCCCGUGCUCCCUGCGUGGGAGGUGUUGGAAGCCAUUCCUUUUGUUCUUGAGGCAAUUUUAACUGCUUGUGCCCAUGGAAGACUUUCAUCUCGGGAUUUGACUACAGGCCUAAGAGACCUUGUCGAUUUUCUGCCUGCAUCUCUUGCUGCAAUUGUUAGUUACUUCUCUGCAGAAGUUACUCGUGGCAUAUGGAAACCAGUUGCAAUGAAUGGAAAGGAUUGGCCCAGUCCAGCAGCAAUCCUUCCGUCAAUGGAGUCUGAAAUAAAAGCAAUACUUGCUGCUGUGGGUGUUGAUGCUCCAAGCUGUUCUACUGGGAAUUCACCUAUAAUGCUUCCCCUACCAAUGGCGGCCCUUGUCAGUUUAACCAUUACUUUUAAACUCGACAAGAGUCUGGAGUACAUCCAUUCAGUUGCUGGGCUGGCCUUGGAGCACUGUGCAUCUGGUUGUCCUUGGCCUAGCAUGCACAUAAUUGGAUCUCUAUGGGCUCAAAAGAUUCGACGCUGGCAUAAUUUCAUUGUUGUAUCAUCAUCCCGCUCUAUAUUCAGACAAAACAAAGAAGCUAUUGCCCAGCUACUGAGAAGUUGCUUCACUUCAUUCCUUGGAUCGCUCGACAUAUCAACUUCUUCAUUGAGUAACCAAAGUAGUGUGAAUGGUCUUUUGGGCAGCACUAUCUCUGCGGGUGGUGGUGGUCCUUCUGUUGCACCUGGAUUUCUGUUCCUGCGCUCUUGUCGAACAAUACACAAUGUCCACUAUGUAAGUGACGUUAUUGUAGGGCUUGUAGCAGAGUAUGCGAGGAAUUUAGCUUCCAGAUGGGCAAGCAUGGACUCCCCUCGUUUGAAGUCUAGUCAAGCAUCAUUAUCCACUGCCUCUGUUAGGGCAAGGGAGGUGGCAACGCUAGGUGCAAGCCUACUAUGUGUGACAGGUGGGGUUCAGCUAGUCCAAGAACUCUUCAGGAACACCAUUCCGACAUGGCUGAUAUCGUCAAGGAAACAGAAACUUCACAAGGUGAGUGCGGUGUCCCGUAUAGUAGAGGGGUAUGCCAUGGCAUAUCUGUUGAUAUUGUCCGGGGCCAUUGUAUGGGGUGUGGAGGCGAAACUGACAACAUGUGCAUUUUCUAGAAGGGCCUGCGUGGUUGGGGUCCAUAUGGACUUCUUGGCUGGGGUAUUGGAGGGAAACAUAUCACUUGGCUGUGAUCCCGCCACUUGGAAAGCUUAUCUCUCUUGUUUAGUUGGUUUAAUGGUGCGUUUCGCUCCGGCAUGGAUUCAAGAAGUGAAGCAGGAGACAUUGAGGAAAUUGGCCUGUGGAUUGAGAGGAUGGCAUGAAUGUGAGCUGGCUAUUUCUCUGCUUGAAAGAGGUGGAACUGCAGCCGUAGGAUCUGUUGCCGAGUUAUUGAAUGUAAUUAGUUGAAUUUCUGACGAGGAAUGUAGGAUUUGUUCAACAUGAUAAGAAAAGUUAUGAAUGCAAUGUACAGGGCACCCAUGGCAACGAGUACCAUACAAGGACAAGAUACUGAAAGCCGAUAGGUUUGCAUCUGUCAAGCGGCUUUGUCCAAGCGGUAUCUUUUGCUUGGAUAUAGGUUUUGCUGAACUCCGUAACUUAAGGCAAGAAUGGUGUUUUCACGACCAUUGCCUAGAAUUGCUCAUUGCACAAACAGCAGGUAUUGCCAAUGGAAAGCUUUUAGUUGUGUUUGA